GGAUGGAUUGCAGCACAGAAGGAACUCAUGGCAAGAUGGAGUUUAUGGGACAAACUGUCCAAUCCUACCUCGUAGGAACUUCACUUAUGUUCUUCAAGUAAAAGAUCAAAUUGGAAGCUACUUCUACUUCCCUUCAUUUUUGUUCCACAAAGCCGCUGGCGGGUUUGGUGGCAUCAGAAUCUGGAGCCGUCCAAAGAUUCCCGUUCCUUUCCCUCCUCCCGCCGGAGACUUCACCGUAUUGGCUGGUGAUUGGUACAAGACAAAUCAUGCUAUAUUGCGACGGAUUUUGGAGAGCGGUCAUGAUAUUCCUUCCCCUGAUGGGCUUCAAAUCAAUGGUAGAGGUUGGAAUGGUUACACAUUCACUGUUGAUCAAGGAAAAACAUACAGAUUUAGGAUAUCUAAUGUGGGGAUUGCCACAUCCAUUAACUUCAGAAUUCAGGGACACAACUUGAAACUGGUGGAGGUAGAAGGAUCUCACACACUUCAGAACUCAUUUUCCUCCAUUGACGUGCAUCUAGGCCAGUCCUACUCGGUUUUGGUAACGGCUGAUCAGCCCCCAAAGGACUACUACGUCGUCGUUUCGUCUCGUUUCACCUCUAAGGUUCUCACCACGACAGCAGUUCUUCACUACAGCAAUUCUUUUCAGAGAGUUUCUGGACCCGUCCCCGGUGGUCCAACAACUGAGAUCGCUUGGUCCCUUAACCAGGCCAGAUCAAUCCGUUGGAAUCUGACGGCUAGUGGACCAAGGCCGAAUCCUCAAGGCUCAUACCACUAUGGACUGAUCAAACCAAGCCGUACAAUUGUGCUUGCAAAUUCUAAUGCUUGGAUUAACGGCAAGCAGAGAUACGCAGUCAACAGCGUCUCAUAUGUUCCGCCGGACACUCCUUUGAAGCUCGCAGAUUACUUUAAAAUCGGAGGGGUCUUCAACCUCGGGAGCAUUCCGACCAACCCCACGUGGGGAGGUGCCUAUCUUCAGACCUCCGUCAUGAGCGCUAACUACCGUGAAUUCGUGGAGAUUGUUUUCCAGAAUUGGGAGAACGAAGUUCAGUCUUGGCACAUUGAUGGUUAUUCCUUCUUCGUUGUGGGGAUGGAUGGUGGCCAAUGGACACCCGCAAGCAGACAACGCUAUAACUUGAGAGAUGCGGUCGCACGUUGCACUACUCAGGUUUAUCCCAGAUCAUGGACCGCGAUCUACAUGGCUUUGGACAACGUCGGAAUGUGGAACAUUAGGUCCGAGAAUUGGGCAAGGCAGUACUUGGGACAGCAGUUCUAUUUCAGGGUCUUUACUAACACAAACUCAUGGAGAGAUGAAUACCCAAUUCCUAGAGACGCUCUUCUUUGUGGCCGGGCCAGUGGUCGCCGCACUAGGCCGCUCUGAAAUUAAUUUAGCCAGUUUUAAUUGUACCAAAAACAUAUAUUACAUAUAUUGUCACGAUAGGGUGACAGUUUUUGGCAAAGGGACUAAGCCGUUCCUUGUGAGAAAUUCAUUGGCGAAGCUCCACUUGAGCUUUCAAGUUAUUUUUCUCCUUUUUUCUACUGUUGUAUUAUACCUUUGGUAUGGCUCUCAAAUGAACCUCUCUACUCAUGAUGUCUUAUAUCUUUAUUUCAAAGUUUGAAAAGGAAUAACUCUGUUCUGCUUCA
This is a messenger RNA of Morus notabilis, 1641 nucleotides long. Its product is annotated as L-ascorbate oxidase homolog. Lineage: Eukaryota; Viridiplantae; Streptophyta; Magnoliopsida; Rosales; Moraceae. The annotation marks the transcript as partial. The transcript has 6 exons. Gene Ontology annotation, molecular function: copper ion binding; oxidoreductase activity. The record is from RefSeq and is a predicted model, not a curated record.